Messenger RNA from Uranotaenia lowii, 3433 nucleotides. RefSeq names its product protein anachronism. Lineage: Eukaryota; Metazoa; Arthropoda; Insecta; Diptera; Culicidae. The coding region runs from base 308 to 1777 and encodes 489 amino acids. The record is from RefSeq and is a predicted model, not a curated record. The transcript has 6 exons.
UUGACGAACGCAAGUGUCCAGAAAACCAGCAAGCAACCAAGCAAGACGAAAACGGUUGAGAAUUUUCUUUUCGCUCAAUUUGGAUUGAAUUUUCCGGAUCCUUUUUUAGUUCUGGUUGAGAUUGAUACAGUAGCUCACCUGUGGGUUUUUGGAAGACCACAAUCUCUCAAUUGAGGUCGAUGAUAAUGUGAAAAUUCUAUACUUCGAAGGACAAGAAAAAUUAUAAACAAAAAUAGUGAAGUGACAGAUUCAAAAGUGCGUAUACUCGGAAUUUGUUAAGAUCAACUUUUACUCUUAAGUGGACAAAAUGAAGCUACCGGUGUUGAUACUAGUGUUGGGCUACGCGUGGGUCAGUAAUGCGGCCCCCUUCAACAGCUAUGACGAGUUCGCGGUUCCCGAAUCUAAAGUGCUCGAUUUUGAUAAUCUAACGGAAAGUGAACGUGCCGAUUUGAUGCGUAAUCAAAUCAACAUAACGGCCAUCAAAUUGCAACAGCAGAAGCUUCGAGAGGCCGCAGCCCAACGGAAUCUGCAAAGGGUUGGGGCUCCGAUGGCCAUCAAGCAAAGCCUCGCAGAGCCCAACAUUUCCAGCCACGUGCAAAAUCGAAGAGUCAUCGAGAAGCACAUCAUCGGCAAUAUUAAGUUCAACAUCGAGUCCAACCUGAUGAGGAACGAUACCCUGGGGCCAGUGGGGGCCACCCACGAGAUGGCCUUUUCCGCGGUGUGCGACCUGCCGAAACACACCAACCAGAGCUUCUGGGAGGACGAUUACACCUGGAAUCUGUUCUUUCGUCUUCCCCACAGUAAGCCUUACAAUUCGGUUAGCUCGGCUAUUUUGAGACUCUACAUGAACGGUGCCAGCAACACCACCGAGGGUUGGAAGCGUCGCGAGUCCGACAACUGCAAGGACCCGUCGGAGCAGAUGAUCCGCGUCACCGCAUCCGUCUACUGGCGCAAGAAGGGUAAAGACAACUCAUCUACCGAGAGAAAGAAGCGAAUCUGCAGCAGCAUUACUACGACCCGCAACUUCCGCGGUUGGAUCACCCUGGAUACGCUGCUGGCCGUCAAGCUGUGGGAUAAACCGAACCGCAAUUUUGGCAUCGCGAUUGAUGUUCAUGACCAAGAUGAGAACCCAUUGGCAGCGGCCCGGUUCUUCCAACCGGCCGAUUGCUCCGAGGCAAGUAGAGCAAAUGCAACAGCAACCGUACUUCCCUGGAACUUUUUCCGAAACUCACUCUCAUGGACCAGUGAUGAAAUGGACGAUGUGUCACACGUCCCCCGCCUAGACAUCAUGAUGCACAAAACAAUCCCGCAGCAGCAUCAGCACCACAACCGCCGCAACUUCCACGCUUAUCACCCGCACCACCAUCAUCGCGUCUAUCGGCAGAAACAUAACCACUACCUCGAGGGGGCAUCGGGAACAGGAUCAGGAUCAUCUCUUCGCAUCCACCUUGACAACUCCCCGUCAUCGGUGAUUUCCUCCGCUUCUUCCUCCAUGGGCAAUUCAUUCGAAUCCGAAUCGGAACUGGAACUGAUGCAUCAACAACAACAGCAACAACCUUCGGUGCACCAAUCGCUGUCAAAACCGCACAAAAAACGACACCUGAACGCCCACAAUCACCAUCAACAGCAGCAGCAGCAUCAGCUACACAAUAGAAGGCCCACAGUCGAACUACAAAGUAAUUCCUUCGAAAGUGAAGAAGAUUUCUCGGCUCCGGUGGCCUUGACGUAUUCAUCGUCCUCGUCGUUAUCAAGCUCGAUGGAAGAACGGAAACUCUGAUUCGGUGUCGAUCUGAGUCAGUUUCGAUCCCGAUGAGUUGUUGCAAUUCUUUCCUACUUCACGUAUUAGUAGCAUUUCGGGGAACCGAUAGUUAUGGUAGGAGUUAAUUUGUUUCUACCGUCCCUUACUUUACCUCCUAUAGUUACGCCCAAGGUGUCCAUACGAUUAGUUUCACAAUAAGCUAGAAUGGCUUAAUUGCUUCCGUAUGGGCGGAAUAUGAGUGAAUUUAACGCCCCAGCCAGAGUGUGGCCAAGUGGCGUACGCCAAUAAUGGACCGAUUCGGUUCGAUCAGCAAUAAUGAAAGUGAAACUUUCUGCGCAAAUCACGUGCCGCCGUAACGAAUUACGAUUUGAACGCGCUUUGCAUUCGAUUUGUCGACAAGCAAUUUCCGGCUUCGAUCGGUUGUUUGAAUUAUUGUUUGUUAAUUUUACUUUUUCAAUUUUAAUAUUUUCAAGCUUACAAGUUUGGAAACAUAAUUCAAAAUGCAACAUAUAAAAAAUGUCAUGGUAAUUUCGAGACAAAAUUAAGUUCUAGUUCUUAUUUCCUAAUUUAGAAGCGUACUGUUGAUUUUAAGAUUUUUGCAGUUAUUUUUUUCUCGUUUUAAUGAAUUUCCUAUUACACAUGUAUUACAUCCCAGUGAAAUCCUGAACAUUAUCAGAAGCAAAAUGUUGAAUGUCAAAUCUAAGUUGCAAAGUUUAUUUUUUCAAAUAUUUUAUGAGUAUCACGUAUGAAUUAAGGAGUUCCUGAGCUCGAAUGACACGUACUUAAAGUUAUAUGAAUAAUGAUAAUUAUUAUAAUUAAAGUUAAAGUAAAUAUAGAAUCCUAAUGAAACGACAAAAAUCGUUAAAAAAAUGAACACAUAAAAUUAAUAAAAUCUAAAUAUCAAUCAAACAGUAAAUGUUAAAAUUUAAAAAAAAAUAUCUUCGCCCAUUUACUGAAAUUAAAAAAAAACCUAUCUGCUGUUCGAGAAAAAAAAACAAUUGUCGAACACAAUGAUGAAAACAAACACGCUUCGAUUUCUUAGCUUAGCUCAGUAUCCUUAGCUCAGUAAGAUUUUCGCAAUAGAAACUAGAACCUUAAGUGCCGCACUAUUUAUUUCCUUUCACAACAACAACAAAAAAAGCAAAAAAAAAACAAGAUAACCUAAUAAUUCUUCAGUUGCACUGGAGAGUCGCGCAAGUAUAUAAGCUUUAACAAUUUGCUAGUAUUUAGUGAUGACCCGUUUGAUUUGUAUAUAAUGCAAAAAUCCUAUGCACUCGCUUUACAAAAAUGUCAAAAGAUUGAAAAAAAAACGAACCGUAUAACUGUUGUGAUACGAAACAAAAAAAGCACACACACACACACGCACACAAAUCCAGGAUAUGUUCCUCAUGAGCUGUAAAUUUUAUUUAUUCUCUUUAACUCGUACGAAUAACAUACAUAAAUAAGAAAACUGUCAACCGUCUGGUGAAUCCUAGAUCAAGAUGAUUGAACAGGACAUGUAUAUAGAACUAAAAACUAAGUAUUGAUAAGUGGUAUUUCCAGAUCUUUGCAAUCCUUGAGUAGCUUACUAGUAAAGUAAGUUGACACAGUAUCUAGUAGGAAGUAGUUGGUAACUAUGUAUGUGUACUAGCGCGUAAGCAUAACAGUAAUAAACCUUUAAACUAUCUAAGAAAA